Messenger RNA from Trematomus bernacchii (emerald rockcod), 1758 nucleotides. RefSeq names its product adenine nucleotide translocase lysine methyltransferase (gene antkmt). Bases 54 to 713 code for a protein of 219 amino acids. Gene Ontology annotation, biological process: regulation of mitochondrial ATP synthesis coupled proton transport; peptidyl-lysine trimethylation; positive regulation of proton-transporting ATP synthase activity, rotational mechanism. Gene Ontology annotation, molecular function: protein-lysine N-methyltransferase activity. The record is from RefSeq and is a predicted model, not a curated record. NCBI's taxonomy places the organism in Eukaryota, Metazoa, Chordata, Actinopteri, Perciformes, Nototheniidae. Gene Ontology annotation, cellular component: mitochondrion. The transcript has 6 exons.
UUGCAGACGGACCGGUCCCACAGGGUAACGUGUCCGCUCAAGCUCCUGCAGGAAUGGAUGACGAUGCGCCAGAUGAAGCCUUUAAGGAGCUGCACACGGGGGACAUUGGAGGAUGGGGUGUUGCUCAGAUAGCUGCUGGCACCGGGCUCGCUGUGUAUGUGAUAUGGACCGGAUUCGUACAGCCAGGCUUCAGGAAAGUCCCCUUGAGGCUACAGGUCCCGUACAUUCCUGCCAGCAGAGUUCAAGUGGAUCAUGUAAUGAACUUGCUGAGAGGCCGAAAGGGAGGGCUUGUGGAUCUGGGGUCAGGUGAUGGCCGCAUUGUCUUGGAAGCUCAUCAGCAAGGUUUCACUCCCGCUGUUGGUUAUGAGCUCAAUCCCUGGCUACUCCGCUUGGCCCGCUUCAAAGCUUGGAGAGCAGGCCAUCAUGAAAAAGUUUCAUACAGACGGGAAGAUCUCUGGAAGGUCGACUUGACAGAAUGCAAAAAUAUCACAGUGUUCUUGGCUCCUAGCGUGCUUUCAUUAUUGCAGAAGAAGUUGGAGGCUGAGCUUCCUGAGGAUGCCUUAGUGAUAGCUGGUCGUUUUCCCUUCCCUGACUGGACACCGUACAGGGUUGAGGGUGAGGGUGUGCACAGAGCCUGGGCAUACAACAUGCAAGCACAAAGACAGAACUCCUUAAAGAAAAAUGACAGCCACGAAAAGCAACCUCAACAAUGAACUCACCAAGGACUAAGGCUCCACUCUAAUGGUUGUCCCUACUCUUUUGGACUCCAGAAUGGGAACAUUAAUUUAUACUGUAUAUCAUUGAGUUACAGCUUAUUAAAAUACCAUCCAUGGAAUAUUGUGUUCAUUAACUUGACUGUCUGAAUGCUUUUUGACUACAUCUUAAACCAGAUUUUUCAGACAAACUGGGACUGAAAUUUAAAAUUGAAUGUGCUCUCUUCUACAGUCUGGGUCGGGGGAUUCUUUCUUUUGGCAAGGUGUGUGUUAACAUUGAAGGAAAACAACACCUUUGCCACAAGAACACUGUAGAAUUGUUGUAAUUACUACCUAAAUGUUGUAAUGUCUGCUUUGUUCAUUAUGACAGAUACCCCGGUUAUCUAGGCUCUUUCUUUUGUAUACCCCAUUUAUCUAGGCCCUUUUUGUUUUGUUUUAUGUAUACAUGUCACACUGUAGGACUGCGGGAAACGAUAUUUCGAUAUUUCUGGAUGUAUAACACAUGUAGAAUUUUUGACAAUAAAUCUGACUUUGACUUUGACUUGACUUUGAAAUAAAGAUGUCUUUAAUUAUUUAGACAAUUUCAGAGACAAUUUUGGAUUCCAUUGUGCAGCUAUAUUUCUACAGGUAGGAUGAACACUAAAGGUACAUUAUUUGUGGGUGAUGGUCAGACACAUAGUGAUGUGGAAAUGUCUGUUGGAAAGUGUGGAAUGUGGUUUUUCCGGCUCUGGCCAAAAACAAACCCUUGUGUAAGUGCAUGAAGUUUGUUUUUUUGCUGUUGCUAUUUCUUUUAAAUGUUAUAGUGUUUUACCUUGUGUUAGUUCUGCUAUAAAAGCAAUUUCUCUUAAAACCUAUGUAUGGAAUAAAAAUUGACCUUUCUUAUGCACCAUGCUGGACAUUAAUCACCCAAUUUUAGGUAAUGUUUGUGGAGCUUUUAGGUGAAAUCCCAAUGUGGCUGACACUAAAUGUUGGUUUACAGUGGCAAAAACAUGUAAUUGUUGUAAAAAUACAAAUAUAUUUUCCAUAAUAAAUCACUCAAUUUAAA